This is a messenger RNA of Cuscuta campestris, 2454 nucleotides long. NCBI's taxonomy places the organism in Eukaryota, Viridiplantae, Streptophyta, Magnoliopsida, Solanales, Convolvulaceae. The record is from the annotation of a GenBank genome assembly.
CCAGAAUCCAAACCCUAACCUUAUCCGGUUCGGACGAUCCGAUCUCCGCCAAACGUCUCCCGGAGCUCCGACAUAGGCAUACCGUCAGCUCAAGAUAGAUUGGGUGGAGUAGCAUUGGUUCUAUGCUAUGGAAAUUUCGAGCGAAACACCAUCUAAGAGGCCAAAGCGGUUGACAUCCGUUGUGUGGAACCACUUUGAAAGAAUAAGAAAGGGAGAAAUAUGUUAUGCUGUUUGUUUUCACUGCAAAAAGAAACUCAGUGGGUCGAGUAACAGCGGGACAACUCAUCUGAGAAACCACCUCAUAAGGUGUCUCAAGAGAUCCAAUUUUGACGUUUCUCAGAUACUCUCAGCAAAGAGAAAGAGGAAGGAUACAACCACCCUUGCUGUUGCAAGUGUCGCCUAUGAAGAAGGGCAAAGAAAAGAUGAUAUUGUUGUCCCCAUCAGUUACAAAUUUGAUCAAGAACCAAAGAAGGAAGAUGCCAUUUUCCCUUUCAACAUGGGGAGUGUUAAUUUUGAUCAAGAGCGAAGUAGACUAGAUUAUGCUCGCAUGGUUAUGCUACAUGGCUAUCCGCUGUCCAUGGCUGAACAUGGGGGAUUUAAAACAUUUGUGAAGCAUUUGCAACCACUGUUUGAGGUCAUGACUAAUAGUGCCAUUGAACUUGACUGUAUGACCAUUUAUGCAAAAGAGAAACAGAAAAUAUACGAGGAAAUACAGAAUUUGCAUGGAAGGAUCAGUCUUGUCGCUGACACGUGGGUGUCACCUGACAAUGGAAGGUAUCUGUGUCUGACGGCUUACUAUAUUGAUGAAGAUUGGAAGCUGAAGAAGAAGAUACUGAAUUUUCUGACACUGAACGCGGAUGACACCGAUGAUCUUCUUUCAGAACUUGUUAUUAAAUGUUUGACUGAUUGGGCCAUCGACCGGAAGUUGUUUUCCAUGACUUUUGAUGAAUGCUCGGGCUACGAUGACAUGGUCUUUAGAAUUAAAGACUGGCUAUCUCAAAACAAGCCUCUUUUGAAGAACGGUGAUUUAUUUGAUGUGCGCUGUGCAUCAAGUGUUUUAAAAUCCAUAGUUCUUGAUGUCAUGGAGGCACUCCGAGGUCUGACCCAUAAGAUUCGGGAAGGUAUAAGGCAUGUUAAAAGCUCACAAAUAACUCUAGGAAAAUUCAAUGAGAUUGCUCGUCAAGUUGGGAUCAUCACUGAGAGGCAUCUGGUUCUUGACUACCCAAUGCAAUGGCAUUCAACAUAUAUGAUGCUCGAAGCUGCGUUAGAGUAUAGAGGGGCCUUCUCUGUCCUACAAGAGAAUGACGCUGACUACAAAAUAAGUGUGUCUGAUACAGAGUGGGAAUGGCUAAGUUCCAUCGUUGGUUAUGUAAAACUCCUAGUUGAAGUCACUAAGACAUUCACUGCAAACAAAUAUUUAACUGCAAAUGAAUAUUUCCCAGAUGUGUGUGAUAUCCAAAUCCGAUUAACAGAGUGGUGUAAAAGUUCUGAUGAGUUUCUUGGUGAUAUUGCAACAAAGAUGAAAGCCAAAUUUGACCAGUAUUGGAAUAAAUGCAGUCAAACGUUAGCGAUAGCAGCCAUAUUGGAUCCUAGAUACAAGAUGAAGCUGGUUGAGUACUAUUAUCCCCAGAUAUAUGGGAGCGAUGCCCCAAAUCACAUCAAGGUAGUGUCUAAUUCCAUAACACAACUUUUCAAUGAGUAUGCAAUAGGUUCUUCCGCUUCACUGGAUCAGGAACCUUCUGGGUCUGGAAAUUUACAUAGCAGCAGCUCUGUAAGUAGAGAUAGACUUAAGGGAUUUGACAAAUUUUUGCAUGAAACCUCACAAAGUCUGAGCGUGCCAUCAGAUUUAGCCAAGUAUUUGGAGGAGCCAGUUUUUCCACGCAAUUACGAUUUCAACAUAUUUAAUUGGUGGAAGGUUCAUACUCCUAGGUACCCAAUAUUAUCUAUGAUUGCACGUGAUGUGCUGGGAAUUCCUGCAUCCACACUUGGAUCAGAAUUAGCAUUCAGCAAUAAAGUUAAGAUGCUUGACCAGCACAAGAGUUUGCUCAAUUCAGAUAUUCGAGAAGCUUUAGUUUGUGGUCAAGACUGGUUGCGUUUAGAAGCAGAAGAGACCACCCCAUCCUGCAGCAACUAUGCUUUACCAUUGCUCAUUGAGUCCAGUUAACAGCCAAGCGAAUGCACGGUUGGUUGAAGUAUUGCUGGGUGCCGGUUAUUGGCAUAUGUUCUAUUUAGCUGCUACGCACUCUUUGCUCCAAUUGCAAUGCUGAACAACUAGACGAAUCUGUAAUUAAUAGUACAUUUUUACUAUAUGGGUAUUAGCAGAAUCUUGGUUUUCACCGAUGAAAAUAUUAUUGAUUGCUUUGUCCACCCAUUUGUUUCAAUAUUUAGUAUUUGGAUUUUACACAGAGAUACCAAUUGGUUGAGGUUCAAGAAUAAGAAAAACAGAUAUAAUUC